This is a messenger RNA of Babesia microti strain RI, 1005 nucleotides long. RefSeq names its product 50S ribosomal protein L1. NCBI's taxonomy places the organism in Eukaryota, Apicomplexa, Aconoidasida, Piroplasmida, Babesiidae. The coding region runs from base 1 to 1005 and encodes 334 amino acids. The record is from RefSeq and is a predicted model, not a curated record. The transcript has 2 exons.
AUGUUAUAUAUACCUCUAAUUUUAACCAUAUUAUUGAAGCCAUUAAUUUGUGUUAGUUUUAGCAAUAGUUUUGAUUUUACACGUUGGAACGGUAGCAAUCUACGUCUGUUGGUUAAAAAACGCGAUAAAUCACCAAAUUCCUUGGUUUCAAAAGAAGAGUUUGUGGAAACUGCCAAUACACUUGGUCUUCCACAGAAAUACAUAUUAGAAGAGGCGGAAGGGAUCAUAGAACAGAAAUUCAAACGGAUAUCUGAUCCUAAACAACUGGUUCAGAAACCAUUAAAGAAAAGGUUAUUAAAAUUCAAAGAUUUAUUGCCAGAGGCAGGCAAAAUCUACCCCCUUACUGAAUGUAUUGAUAGAUUAAAGACAAUUUCAAAGGUAAAUUUUGUAGAGGGCGUGGAUAUAGUACUUAGGUUUGUCUUAAAACCAGGAAAGGCUAAAAAUAGAGCGGGAAGCUUCUCAAGAUUAAUCACACUACCCUACAAAUCACUCAAAUCUAAAAGGACCAAAAUUGCUAUAUUUGCUCCUGAGGACGUGGUGCAAAGGUACAAUUUUGAAGGGGCAGAUUUUGUCGGAGAUACAGCACUAAUUGACAAAUUUAAGCUUGAAAAACGACCAAACAUUGACGUACUGAUAACGUCUAUAGACGUUGUACAUAAAUUGGCUAGUGUAGGCAAAAGGCUUGGGUCUAAGAAAUUGAUGCCAUCUGAAUCAUCUGGUACAUUGUGUAACGGAUGGCUUGAGGUUGAAGAGAGACUCAAAUUGUUUCGUGAAUUUAACACUUUUACACUUUGUGCUGAAACUACAGGCGAUAUAAAGUGUAACAUUGCCGACCUGUCGAUGAGUACAGAUGAGAUAAGAAGUAAUAUAUUGGCAUUAAUUAAAAACUUGAAAGCUAAUAAACCCCCAUAUGCUUCAAAAAAAUUCAUCCGCAAAGCAAUAAUAUCAUCCAGUAUGGGACCCUCAUACCGUUUAAGUUUGAAAGAGAUAGGAGCUAUCAAUUAG